Messenger RNA from Branchiostoma belcheri (Belcher's lancelet), 1425 nucleotides. RefSeq names its product espin-like. The record is from RefSeq and is a predicted model, not a curated record. The coding region runs from base 1 to 1329 and encodes 442 amino acids. NCBI's taxonomy places the organism in Eukaryota, Metazoa, Chordata, Leptocardii, Amphioxiformes, Branchiostomatidae. The transcript has 4 exons. Gene Ontology annotation, molecular function: protein binding.
AUGUCUGUAGCGGCGGCUCUAGAGAAGGGGAACUACCGGCACCUGGACCUGUUGGUGCGGGCGGGGCUGAACGUGGACACCGCCACCGAGCGCGGGCAGACCCCACUCAUUCUCUGCUGCUACAUCGAGGACGAGUCCAGAGGACAGCACUGUGCCCACCUGCUGCUGAGCCGUGGAGCUGACGUGGGACUGGCGGACCCGUCCAGACGGAACGCCCUCAUGCACGCCUGUCUUACCGGCAGGCGCCGCCUGGUGGAGCUGUACCUACAGCCCGAGUGCGUCGACUUCGACUUGGUCGCGAAGGACAAGGACGGCAACACUGCCCUACAUCAUGCAGUAUUGUCAGGUAAUCCCGACAUUGUGCGGUCAAUGACCCGUGCCCUCGGCAAGUUUCACCUGGGAACGAGUGAGCCCAACAACCUGGGACUGACACCCUACGGGCUGGGCCGUAAACUGGGAUUCCAGGAAUGCUGUCACGUGCUUUCAGAAGGCCGGCAGACCCAGCCUCCAACCCACCUGAACAUGCACUUGUACAGCACUCACCAUCAAACCCAAGAACUCGUCACCCGAGAUCGCCGCGUGCCCACGGAAAUGUCCGAACGAUCACUUCAUCCGGUAUCGGCAAUGUCCGUCGCCACUCGUGUGCAUCUCUCAACUCCGGGUGAGCCUGCUAGCAGCGCCGCCUUGCAGGUAGACGGAGAACGCAGGAAACAUCGCGGGCGGCUGACGUCGUGGAGGAUGCUGGAGCAGCUCAGCCCCAUCAGGUCCGUCGUUCUGUCGAAGUCCUACCGGAAGCCAGCCGUACCGCCACCGCCUCCAAGCCCGACGUCGGAGCGGAGCACGGUGAAGCGCAAGCCUUCCCGAAGAAGCACGACCUCCUCCCAAUCCUCUCGCAAGUCGGGCUCGGGGUCGCCCUUCUGGAGGACGGCACGCGAAUCCCCACGCGGCGCCAAGAAAGGAACGCGGUCGCCCUCAAGAACCGCUGCCAUGGCGUCGCCUCUGCUGUCGCCCAAAAAUUCUUUCGGCAACUCCGGGUCGCAGUCACCCACCCGCGGGAGUUCUUCGGCCAAGGCCGGGGCCAGCAGAGCGCCGCUUCGGACGGAAGAACCCGGGAAGGUGAACCGGCCUAAGCUGCCCAGCCCGCGGCAGUCUCUGCUCGCAAAAGCUGAAGUUCCAUCCGAGACGGGCUCGACGAAAACUCCCGCCGGAGACAAACCUGUCGUCACCCGCAGUGGAGCCUUCGAGCUCAUCCGCACGUCCUCGGUCUCUAAGGGGGACAAAGUGGCCACAGUCUUCGACACAAAGACAGAACAUACUCCGGCUCACUGAGUACGGUUACUACGUUCAAUCUUCGCCAUUUUCAUUUGUAACCGCAUUUCAAAUAGUACUGGUAACCACAUUUGUUUCCAAGCAACGUCGUCUCUU